Molecule: messenger RNA, 940 nt
Organism: Centropristis striata (black sea bass)
Lineage: Eukaryota; Metazoa; Chordata; Actinopteri; Perciformes; Serranidae
Gene: prdx6
Product: peroxiredoxin 6
Exons: 5
Coding region: 77-742 (221 amino acids)
Biological process (GO): cell redox homeostasis; cellular oxidant detoxification
Cellular component (GO): cytosol; mitochondrion
Molecular function (GO): peroxiredoxin activity
Source: RefSeq, a predicted model, not a curated record
UGGUGAUCACCAGAGUCUGCAGGCAGGUGGUCCGUCGUCCUUUCUCCGGUGUCAGAGCUGCAGAGAAGAGCUGAUCAUGCCGGGACUUCUGCUGGGAGAUGUGUUCCCCAACUUCGAGGCCGACACCACCAUCGGCAGGAUCAAGUUCCAUGAUUUCCUGGGCGACUCAUGGGGGAUCCUGUUCUCCCACCCCAAGGACUUCACUCCCGUCUGCACCACUGAGCUCGCCUGCGCCUCAAGGAUCAGCGAUCAGUUCAAGAAACGGGGCGUGAAGAUGAUCGCCUUGUCUGUUGACAGUGUUGAGGAUCACCGCAGCUGGAGCAAGGAUGUGAUGGCUUUUAACAGUGAGACUGAAAGCGUUCUGCCGUUUCCCAUCAUCGCUGAUGACAAGAGGGAGCUGUCCGUCCAGCUGGGCAUGCUGGACCCCGACGAGAGAGACAAGGACGGGAUCCCCCUCACAGCCCGCUGUGUGUUUGUGAUCGGCCCAGACAAGAGGCUGAAGCUGUCCAUCCUCUACCCCGCCACCACAGGAAGGAACUUUGACGAGCUGCUCCGAGUGAUCGACUCGCUGCAGCUCACUGCACAGAAGAAGGUCGCCACACCUGUCGACUGGAAGCCUGGUGAGAAGGUGAUGGUGAUCCCUUCGCUCUCUGAGGCUGAAGCUGCCGCUCUCUUCCCCAGCGGCGUCACCACUAAAGAGUUGCCUUCUGGGAAGAAAUACCUGCGCUACACUCAGCCCUGAAGAGGCACAGCUCACUACAUCCUGAUCUAGUUCACUGUUCUUUGAAUAAUGCAAAUCCUUGGCUGAUUACUCAUAUUUAGAACCAACCAAAAGUAUGUAGAAGCACUUAUCUGGUUUGAUGACUAGUAAAAUGCAAUGAGUAUUUACAGUGUCAUUUCUCAGUGCCUUGUUUCCUUCAAUAAACAAUUUUUCACACAA